CCAGGCUUCGCUCGCACACAGACACACACACACACCGCUCUCCCCCUCACUCUUUCGCUCGCCGCGGCUGCUGCCAGUGUGUGGCUCUGUCUCUCCUCCGCUUUGCUGAGCCCUCCCUUCUUCCUCUCAGUUCCUAGAGUCCGACCGCCGCCGCCGCCGAGAGAGAGGAGAAGGAGGGGGAGUGGCCACAGCAGGUCCUAUCUGGUGGUGAGUGGCUGUCAUGAUCUCUACAGCACCGCUCUACAGCGGCGUGCAUAACUGGACCAGUUCUGACCGGAUUCGCAUGUGUGGCAUCAACGAGGAGAGAAGAGCACCUCUUUCUGAUGAGGAGUCAACGACAGGUGACUGCCAGCACUUUGGAUCUCAGGAGUUUUGUGUCAGCAGCAGUUUUUCCAAGGUGGAGCUCACGGCAGUUGGAAGUGGCAGCAAUGCCCGGGGGGCAGACCCAGAUGGCAGUGCUACAGAAAAACUUGGGCACAAGUCAGAAGACAAGCCUGAUGAUACCCAGCCAAAAAUGGACUAUGCUGGGAACGUGGCAGAGGCGGAGGGCCUCUUGGUGCCCCUGAGCAGCCCAGGAGACGGGCUCAAGCUUCCCUCGCCUGACAGCACUGAGGCCAGCAACAGCAGGGCCGACUGCUCCUGGACUCCACUCAACACCCAAAUGAGCAAACAGGUUGACUGCUCACCAGCCGGAGUAAAGGCUUUGGACUCUCGGCAAGGCGCUGGGGAGAAGAAUACUUUCAUUUUGGCAACUCUGGGAACUGGAGUCCCUGUGGAGGGGACCCUGCCUCUGGUUACCACUAACUUCAGUCCUCUGCCAGCCCCUAUCUGUCCCCCUGCUCCCGGUUCAGCCUCCGUCCCCCCGUCUGUUCCAGAUGCAUUCCAGGUUCCCCUCUCCGUGCCUGCCCCAGUACCCCAUUCAGGGCUGGUUCCAGUCCAAGUUGCCACUUCAGUUCCAGCUCCUUCCCCUCCCUUAGCACCUGUCCCGGCUCUGGCUCCGGCGCCAUCAGUGCCCACGCUCAUCUCUGAUUCAAAUCCCCUUUCCGUUUCAGCCUCGGUCUUGGUGCCUGUGCCAGCUUCUGCUCCCCCAUCAGGCCCGGUUCCCUUGUCGGCUCCGGCUCCUGCCCCGCUUUCAGUCCCAGUUUCGGCUCCUCCCUUGGCUCUCAUCCAGGCUCCUGUGCCCCCUUCAGCUCCAACCUUGGUCCUUGCUCCUGUCCCCACUCCAGUUCUGGCUCCAAUGCCGGCAUCCACGCCUCCAGCGGCCCCUGCCCCUCCGUCUGUGCCCAUGCCCACCCCAACCCCGUCCUCCGGCCCGCCUUCUACCCCCACCCUCAUCCCUGCCUUUGCUCCUACGCCGGUGCCUGCACCCACUCCCGCCCCCAUUUUUACUCCAGCCCCCACACCCAUGCCUGCUGCCACGCCAGCUGCGAUUCCCACCUCUGCACCCAUCCCGGCCUCCUUCAGUUUGAGUCGAGUGUGCUUUCCUGCAGCUCAGGCACCAGCUAUGCAAAAAGUCCCCCUGUCCUUUCAGCCAGGGACAGUGUUGACCCCAAGCCAGCCGCUGGUCUAUAUCCCGCCUCCAAGCUGUGGGCAACCGCUCAGUGUGGCCACACUGCCAACCACUCUAGGGGUUUCCUCCACUCUUACGCUCCCUGUCCUGCCAUCCUACCUGCAGGACAGGUGUCUCCCAGGCGUGCUGGCCUCCCCGGAGCUGCGGUCUUACCCAUAUGCAUUUUCUGUGGCCAGGCCUCUGACUUCGGAUUCCAAGCUGGUGUCUCUGGAGGUGAACAGCCUCCCCUGCACUUCCCCAUCCGGUAGCACCACCACCCAGCCUGCGCCCGAUGGGGUUCCUGGGCCUUUGGCAGACACCUCUCUUGUCACUGCUUCUGCCAAGGUGCUUCCAACGCCACAGCCUCUGCUGCCAGCCCCCAGCGGGAGCUCAGCCCCACCACACCCCACCAAGAUGCCAGGUGGCACUGAGCAGCAAACAGAAGGGACCUCUGUUACUUUCUCUCCUCUCAAGUCACCACCACAGCUGGAACGAGAGAUGGCCUCUCCACCCGAGUGCAGCGAGAUGCCCCUUGAUCUCUCCUCCAAGUCCAACCGCCAGAAGCUUCCGUUGCCGAACCAGCGUAAGACGCCCCCCAUGCCCGUGUUGACCCCCGUGCACACCAGCAGCAAGGCCCUCCUCUCCACAGUCCUGUCUCGAUCUCAGCGCACCACCCAGGCUGCCGGCAGCAAUGUCACCUCCUGCCUGGGCUCCACUUCCUCGCCCUUUGUCAUCUUUCCCGAGAUUGUGAGGAACGGGGAUCCAAGCACCUGGGUGAAGAACUCAACUGCGCUCAUCAGCACCAUUCCUGGCACCUACGUGGGAGUGGCCAACCCAGUGCCUGCAUCUGUGCUGCUGAACAAAGACCCCAACCUGGGCCUCAACCGUGACCCCCGCCACCUCCCCAAGCAGGAACCCAUCUCCAUCAUUGAUCAAGGAGAGCCAAAGGGCACUGGUGCCACGUGUGGCAAAAAGGGCAGCCAGGCUGGUGCUGAGGGACAGCCAAGCACAGUGAAACGAUAUACCCCAGCCCGAAUUGCCCCUGGGCUGCCAGGGUGCCAGACCAAGGAGCUCUCUUUGUGGAAACCCACGGGGUCGGCAAAUAUUUAUCCCCGGUGUUCAGUCAACGGGAAACCCACCAGCACCCAGGUCCUGCCUGUUGGCUGGUCCCCGUACCACCAGGCGUCUCUGCUUUCCAUUGGCAUUUCCAGUGCCGGGCAGCUGGCCCCCAGUCAGGGGGCGCCCAUCAGGCCCACCAGCGUUGUGUCGGAGUUUUCUGGUGUGCCAUCUCUCAGCUCCAGUGAGGCCAUGCAUGGACUUCCCGAGGGGCAGCCACGGCCUGGGGGCUCCUUUGCUCCAGAGCAGGACACUGUUACAAAGAAUAAAACUUGCCGGAUUGCUGCCAAGCCUUAUGAAGAACAAGUCAAUCCUGUCCUCUUGACCCUUAGCCCUCAGACUGGAACCCUGGCGCUAUCUGUCCAGCCUAGCGGUGGGGACAUUCGAAUGAAUCAGGGGCCAGAGGAAUCUGAGAGCCACCUCUGCUCUGACAGCACUCCUAAGAUGGAAGGCCCCCAGGGGGCUUGUGGCCUGAAGCUGGCAGGAGACACAAAGCCUAAGAACCAAGUGCUGGCCACCUACAUGUCCCAUGAGCUGGUCCUGGCCACCCCCCAGAACCUGCCUAAGAUGCCUGAGCUGCCUUUGCUACCUCACGACAGCCACCCCAAGGAACUUAUCUUGGAUGUGGUUCCGAGCAGCAGGAGGGGCUCCAGCACAGAGCUUGCGCAGCUUGGAAGCCAGGUGGAUCUGGGGCGAGUGAAAAUGGAGAAGGUGGAUGGUGAUGUGGUCUUCAAUUUAGCCACCUGCUUCCGAGCGGAUGGCCUCCCAGCAGCUACCCAGAGGGGCCAACCUGAAGUUCGGGGUAAGGCCGGGCAGGCUCGAGUGAAACAGGAAACCGUAGGGGUCUUUGCUUGCAAGAACAAAUGGCAGCCAGAUGAUGUGACGGAAUCUCUGCCACCCAAGAAGAUGAAGUGUGGCAAAGAGAAGGAUGGCGAAGAGCAGCAGCCACAGCCGCAAGCCAAGGCCAUGGUCCGGAGUUCCCACAGACCCAAGUGCCGGAAGCCACCCAGUGACCCCCAGGAAUCCAUCAAGAAAAGCCCCAGGGGGGCUUCAGAUUCAGGAAAAGAGCACAAUGGAGUUAGGGGAAAGCACAAGCACCGGAAGCCGACAAAGCCGGAGUCCCAGUCUCCAGGAAAACGAGCCGACGGCCCCGAGGAAGGUUCCUUGGAAAAGAAAGCAAAGAGCAGUUUCCGUGACUUUAUCCCUGUGGUUCUGAGCACCCGCACGCGAAGUCAGUCUGGAAGCAUCUGUAGCUCCUUUGCUGGCAUGGCAGACAGUGACAUGGGAAGCCAGGAAGUUUUUCCCACAGAAGAAGAAGAGGAGGCAACACCCAGCCCGGCUAAGCGUCGAAAGGUGAGAAAGACCCAACGGGACACCCAGUAUCGCAGCCACCAUGCCCAGGACAAGUCUCUGCUGAGCCAGGGCCGAAGGCACCUGUGGCGAGCCCGAGAAAUGCCCUGGAGGACAGAGGCUGCCCGGCAAAUGUGGGACACCAAUGAGGAGGAGGAGGAUGAGGAGGAAGGCCUGCUGAAGAGGAAGAAACGAAGACGGCAGAAGAGCCGAAAAUAUCAGACUGGGGAGUACCUGACGGAGCAAGAAGACGAGCAGCGGCGGAAAGGGAGAGCAGAUUUAAAGGCCCGUAAGCAGAAGACUUCCUCCUCCCAAAGUUUGGAGCACCGCCUCAGGAACAGGAACCUCCUCUUGCCCAGCAAAGCCCAGGGGAUCUCGGAUUCACCAAAUGGUUUCCUCCCAAAUAACCUGGAGGAGCCAACCUGCCUUGAAACUUCAGAAAAGCCAUCAGGAAAACGAAAGUGCAAGACCAAGCACAUGGCAAAUGUCUCAGAAGAGGCAAAGGAUGUUGUUCUCUACUGCCUCCAGAAAGACAGUGAGGACGUGAAUCACCGUGACAAUGCUGGCUACACAGCCCUGCAUGAGGCUUGUUCUCGGGGCUGGACCGACAUCCUGAACAUCCUGCUGGAGCAUGGGGCCAACGUGAACUGCAGCGCGCAGGACGGCACGAGGCCAGUUCAUGACGCGGUGGUCAACGACAACCUGGAGACCAUCUGGCUCCUGCUGUCCUAUGGGGCUGAUCCCACACUGGCUACCUACUCAGGUCAGACAGCCAUGAAGCUGGCCAGCAGCGACACCAUGAAGCGCUUUCUCAGCGAUCACCUCUCAGAUCUUCAGGGCCGAGCAGAGGGUGAUCCCGGUGUAUCCUGGGAUUUUUACAGCAGUUCUGUGUUGGAGGAAAAAGACGGGUUUGCCUGUGACCUGCUACAUAAUCCUCCUGGGAGCUCUGAUCAAGAAGGAGACGAUCCGAUGGAAGAGGACGAAUUCAUGUUCGAACUCUCAGACAAGCCUCUUCUCCCUUGCUACAACCUCCAAGUGUCAGUGUCCCGCGGGCCCUGCAACUGGUUUCUCUUUUCCGAUGUCUUGAAGAGGCUGAAGCUUUCCUCGAGGAUCUUUCAGGCCCGGUUCCCGCACUUUGAAAUCGCCACCUUGCCCAAGGCUGAGUUCUACCGGCAGGUGGCCUCCAGUCAGCUGCUGACCCCUGCCGAGAGGCCUGUAGGCUUGGACGACAGAUCCCCCCCAGGCUCCUCUGAGACUGUGGAGCUGGUUCGGUACGAGCCAGACCUACUUCGGCUCCUAGGGUCCGAGGUGGAAUUCCAGUCUUGCAAAAGUUGACCAGGAAAACAGCCCCUCCUUUUCUUCUUUCUCCUUCCGAGUUCACCCUUCCCCCACCUCCCUUGUCUUUCCCCCACCGAGCACCAGACUGCAGAAUGAGGCAAUAAUACGGACCAACAAGAAGCCGCCUUAUCAAUGCCAGCAUUAGCGACUGGACUGUUUUUGUUUUUUUGGUUACAGUUAGUUCUCAUCUCCCUGUCGUCGUCAUUGUCGUGGUUGGUGAUGGGGGUGGAAAGCUGAACUCUAUGUCUGAGGACAAUAGGUCCCAGGGGUGGUGGGAGGUGUCGCCGGGACUGGCCUCCUUGUAUAUGACCAAGACCAAACCUGGGCCCUGGGUGGCCUUGGCCUGUCCCAAGGAGAAAUGAGAAAAUCCCCGAUCGCUGAGCGCCCCCCCCAACUCCAUUCCCCUGUGUUCUUCUGUCUUCUGUAGUAUUUAUUUGAUUAGUAUUUAAUUUGUACUGUUUCAUUGGUUUCUGAGAAGUCUGUAUCACUGUGACGAUUUGAGACAACUUGUUGUUCUGAGGGACUUUCUUUACCUCCUUUCUUUUUCUUUGUUGAUGAGCUCUGACAAAGCUAUUCCCAGGUGGUUUUUCCCCCCACUGGGGUGGGGUGGGGUCGGGGGACAUGAACUUGUGACUAACAAAGCUAGCUGCUGCCGGCCCAGGGCUGGGGGCUUGGGGGUAAAUCCUGAAGCUUUGGUGCUCCCCCCCCCGCCCCCUUCCGCCCUUUGCAGCAGCCCCACUAUCUUGAGAUUAGUGUUGACAGGGAGGGGAGGAUUGUGGGGCCAGGGCUUAAUAAGUGACUCUAAUAAAGGGGUGUGGAGAAGGGAUCUGAGGGGUGAGGGUGCCCCUCUUCACGCCUUCUUCACUGCCCCCCUCUGAGUGCACAAUACGAGUUUGUUCCUGCAUCCUUUCCCCAGUGCCCCCACUCCCCCAACCUCAUUCUGGCCUCCCUGUCUCGAGAUACUGAGCCUCUCACCUCCCAGCCCUCGGCCCCGAUCCCUGCCCCUUCCCAGACUCGCAGCACCCCUUCCUUCCUCUCCUCCCCACUCCUCCUCCUUCAGACCCCCAUUCUCCUUGGGAAUCUGCAGAGGGCUCUGAGACUGACUGCCAGAUGUGAAAUCCAGGCGUCAGCUGUUUCCUAGGCAAGGGCAGGAAAGGGUUCUCCAGCCCUUGCUCCUCUCCUGCCUGGGGACCUGAGGUUGAGUGGUGGCCCCACCUGGCCUCCCCCUCGCCUCUGGGCUCCAGCGCUGGGUUUGUCCAGUGAUAGAGAGAGGAGCUUGGGUUGCGUCCCUGUCCCCGCCCCCUCUGUGGUGUUGUCCCUCCCACUCUUCUUAUUUUUCUACCAAUUGCUAUUUUUCCGAACAAUCCUUGUAGAGUAUGUACCAUUCAAAGGCAGGAGGGCCUCGCCAUGGCCAGCUCUGGUUGGAAAUGGUACAGUUUUAUUGUACAGGUGCUAAAACAACAACAACAAAAAAGAAAAUGGAAAAAAAAAAGAUUAAAAAAAAAAAAGGAAAAAAAAAAGCCAGUUUGAGGAUGGGACAAUCUGUUCUCUGGAGGCUCCUGAGCCCUGCGGGAGCGUUGGUGGUUAUUUUCUUUGUAUUGUGUUUGUUCUUUGUUCCCAGGGGGUGGGGGAGUUCUCACCCCCGCUUCUGUAGGACUGCUUCCCCACCCCCACCAUACUGCCCAGUUGGUUUUAAACAGUUGUUUUCCCUUUAAAAAAAAAUACAUAUAUAUAUAUAUAUAUAUAUAUAUAUAUA
Cebus imitator (Panamanian white-faced capuchin) is the source of this 7109-nucleotide messenger RNA. It is a transcript of the gene BCORL1, whose product is annotated as BCL6 corepressor like 1. The record is from RefSeq and is a predicted model, not a curated record. Gene Ontology annotation, molecular function: transcription corepressor activity; protein binding. Gene Ontology annotation, biological process: negative regulation of transcription by RNA polymerase II. The transcript has 13 exons. Lineage: Eukaryota; Metazoa; Chordata; Mammalia; Primates; Cebidae. Gene Ontology annotation, cellular component: nucleus. The coding region runs from base 221 to 5350 and encodes 1709 amino acids.